AUGAACUUCACUGAACUGCCCACAGAGAUCCAAGUUUCAAUCAUUAAACAAUUAUACCCAUCAGAUUUACUAAAUAUCGUUCAACAUAUUCCAGAAUGGAAACAUUUGAUUACUUCAGAUAUCUUUAGAAUUGUUACUAAUGAUCUUUCUGAACUUAAAUUGAAGUAUGGUCUAUCUGAUGAUUUUUACUUGGAUUAUAAAUGUAAUCUAGACCGAAAUGUUGAUCGUGAUACUUAUAGGAAGUUGCGUAAUGAGUAUUAUGAAAAGGAAACAAAUAAUACAGUUCUAGAUCCAUCUUUAUUAAAAGGUUUCAAAGGUGCUCUGCUAAUUGAGAUUUAUCAACACAAAGCAUCUUUAACCAAAUUUGAUGAUCAUUUAUUAGAGCACGAUCCUAUUGAAAUUUUUUGGCAUACUAGUACAAAAUGCAACAAGUUCGAAUUUCUCCAUGGGUUUGUUCAAGCAAGUCAAAGGACUAGAUUGAAAAAACUUAAAAUACUUAUUGGAGCUGAUGAUGAACUUAAUAAUAAAUCACAUGAACAAUAUGAAAUAUUAAGCCUUCCGCUUGGUAUAUCUUCUAACAAAUUACAUAUCCCAUUUGUUAAAUCACUUCAUUUUAGUUUUCAAGAACUUAGUGGUUAUUCACUUACAGAUAUGAAAACUGUUAUACCAGAUUUAGAAUCAGUUAACAUUGCUUUUGAGGAUAUUUAUGAUGAUUACAUUAACAAAAAGUUUCAUGGAUCUACUUCCACAUUAGGGUUGGUGGAAGAUUGGAAUGAACCUUGGGUUGAUCCUUCUUGGAGUGGACCUUCUUUGGGAUAUGAUAAAUCUGGAUUAGAUGAGUUUUUUGAAACAAAUGUUGGGGGGUCCUUCGAUUUUUUAAAAUAUUUCCAAUUAAAAUAUUUCCAUAAUAGCAGAUUUAACUUGUUUAAAAAUUUACAAUUAUCAAAUCUUGAGAAGUUGCUUAUCGAUUCUGCAUCAAUCAAUUCAAUUAAAGAUUUGGAUUUACCAAAUCUGAAAACCCUGGAUAUCAAGAACAGUGCAAUUUAUGAAAUAUCAAACUUGUCAUUAAAUUCUUUACAAAAAUUUUCAAUAGAACUUAAAUAUGCACAUCUCAUUUCAUUAAGAGACCGAUUUGAUCAUAUACGCCCAACAAUUCAGAAUAUGAAAUCAUCAAGUUUAAAAACGUUCAGUCUUACUAGUUCUUUCAAGAUUAAAAAAAUCUCAGAUUUGGAAUUCCCAUCUUUACAAACCAUCACAAUUAGAUCAUAUAAUGUCUCUAAUAAAGCUUUUGAACGUCUUAUUAAUUUAGCGUCCCCACAAUUGGAAAAUAUUAUCAUAGAGAAAUUCCUACUUGAUAAACUAUACCCAUUAUUCCAAAAUAGUCCAAAUUUGAAAAACAUCAGUAUAUCAUCAUGUCCAGAUUUUAACAUUGAAAAAAUGGGAUCUUUAAGUGCUUUAGAGUCAUUAAUUUUAACUGGUAUGCAAUCAAUCCAAGAUUUCAAUAAAAUUUCAUUACCUGCACUACAAAACAUGGAAAUACGAACAAUACCUGAAACUCGCCUCUCCAUGGAAAAUUGCUCAUUUAAAAAUUUGAAAACAUUAGCAAUUUAUAGAAAUUCAGCUUUAUAUUACAUUCAAGAUUCAACUUUAACAUUUUUGAAUAAUGAUAUUCCACAACUUAAGAAAGUAUCCAUAUCAGGUCAGCAAAUAACAAAUCAUUUUUCUACUGAACCAUAUCCAGAUUUAGAAGAGCUCACAAUUGCUAAACUGAAGUCCAUAGAAAUUUUACCAAGUAAUAGACUAAAAAUGCUUGAUCUUUCAAAGAAUCCCACUAUAAUAGAAAUAAACAAGAGUGAUCAAUUACCUAAUUUAAAAGAAUAUAAAAAACCUGGUACUAUAAAUCGAAAAGUAGGUAAGAAAAGAAGGAAAAAAUGA
Molecule: messenger RNA, 1935 nt
Organism: Hansenula ciferrii
Lineage: Eukaryota; Fungi; Ascomycota; Saccharomycetes; Phaffomycetales; Wickerhamomycetaceae
Product: Internalin-I
Exons: 1
Coding region: 1-1935 (644 amino acids)
Molecular function (GO): protein binding
Source: RefSeq, a predicted model, not a curated record